Messenger RNA from Aspergillus niger, 777 nucleotides. RefSeq lists its product as uncharacterized. The record is from RefSeq and is a predicted model, not a curated record. Gene Ontology annotation, molecular function: NAD+ binding. Lineage: Eukaryota; Fungi; Ascomycota; Eurotiomycetes; Eurotiales; Aspergillaceae. The transcript is spliced from 2 exons. Bases 1 to 777 code for a protein of 258 amino acids.
AUGGCUCCUCCUGCUAUUCCCGCAGCAGACCUCAGCUCAUUCACCACUUACCUAAAAGGGUGCAGGCGAGUAAUUGCCUUACUAGGAGCCGGGAUCUCUGCAUCAUCAGGUCUUCCCACCUUUCGAGGAGCCGGUGGUCUAUGGCGAUCGUAUGACGCGACGGACCUCGCAACGCCCGAGGCGUUCGAUGCCAACCCAGACCUAGUAUGGCAGUUCUACAGCUAUCGAAGACACAUGGCCUUGAAAGCACAACCGAAUCGUGCACAUUAUGCUCUGGCUGAGCUUGCACGAAAGAACAAGGACUUCAUAACACUAAGCCAGAAUGUCGAUGAUAGAACGGGCGAAGAGGCUUCUCGAUCUAUUGCCAGUGCAUUAGGGAACAAUGAGGAUGAGGCUGAUGUAUCGGACGAGCGUGUUCCUCUUUCCGCAGUGCCUUAUGAAGAGCUUCCCCACUGCCCGGAAUGCAAAGAUGGGCUUCUACGUCCUGGGGUGGUGUGGUUCGGAGAGAGUCUACCAUCACAUACGAUUGAUUACGUGGACGAGUGGUUGAACAAAGGAAAGGUUGACUUGAUACUGGUAGUAGGUACAAGUUCGAGGGUGUAUCCCGCGGCAGGAUAUGUGGAUAAGGCUCGCAGUAAAGGGGCUAGAGUUGCAGUGGUAAAUAUGGACCGCAAUGAUGUUGGCUCUUCCGGAUUGAAACCUGGGGAUUGGUUUUUUGAGGGCGAUGCGGGUACUAUUGUUCCGGAAAUUUUGAAGGGAGUGAUAGGCGAUAUAUAA